UCCGGUGUUUUUAGUACGGCGGACGAAGACGUUCCCGCUAAAUCCCCUUUUCAAAGAGCUCAGGAGAGUAUUGAAAAAAAAUUUAACGAAGCAUCACAAAGAGCUCAAGAAAGAGCUUUAAAGAAACUUGCCCCUGCUCCAGGUUGGAAACCGUUUGGGACACCGGCAAAAAGGCGAUUAGAUGGGAAAGACUGGUAAGAGACAGGUUCGCAGAAAAAGACCGCAAAAAAAAAGAAAGCGCAGACAGCGCGGGGCUGCGUUGGAUAUUCAGAGGCUUAUUGAAAAAACAGGCAAAGAGUUUCAUUGGCCUAAAAUGAAUUAUCUUGGUCCAGGGACUCAGCUUCAAAAAAGACUAAGGAGAGGCGAUCAAGGAGUGAACAGAUUAGAUGGAUUAGCAAAAAUCCAUGACAUCGAUUAUUCCAAAGUGAAAAAUUUACAGGACAAGUGGAAAGCGGACGAUAAAAUGAUUCGUGCUAUUUCAAAGCUCCCAGGCAAGAAAACCAUGCAAGAACGGAUUGUUAAAAAGAUCAUGCAAACAAAACGCAAACUUAAGCUGUAA
Porites lobata is the source of this 559-nucleotide messenger RNA. The record is from the annotation of a GenBank genome assembly. NCBI's taxonomy places the organism in Eukaryota, Metazoa, Cnidaria, Anthozoa, Scleractinia, Poritidae.